UCUCCUCCCCGCCAGGAGGGGCGCCAGCGGCAGCCUUAAACCUCCCGCCUCGGUCCCGCUUCGCCCACCACCGGCUUCCCCGGCUGGGGCCGGGCUGACUUCCCCUGAGCCAUCCCCCCGGCUCCUCCCCUGGUCCCGCCGCUCUCCCCUUCCUGCAGCGGAGACGUGGUGGCCGCCGGGCGGCCGGAGCGCAGUGAUGUGGCUGUGGCUGGCGUUGGCGGCGCUGCUGGCGGCGGCGGGCGCGCAGUACGAGCGCUACAGCUUUCGCAGCUUCCCGCGGGACGAGCUCAUGCCGCUCGAGUCUGCCUACCGCUACGGCCUGGACCAGUACAGCACUGAGAACUGGCCCGAGAGCGUCAAUUACCUGGAGGUCAGCAUGAGGCUCUACCGCCUGCUGCGCGACAGUGAGGCCUUCUGCCACCGCAACUGCAGCCACGCCGCCGGGCAGCCCCCCGCUCUUGCGGCCGAGCCCGCCGCUGCCUCCGGGGGAGCUCUGGCCGAGCUGCGCCUCCUGUCCGGGGUGCUGCGGCGGGCGCAGUGUCUGAGGCGCUGCAAGCAGGGGCUGCCUGCGUUCCGGCAGGCCCAGCCCGGCCGCGACCUCCUCGAGGACUUCCAGCGCCGAGAGCCCUACAAGUACCUGCAGUUCGCCUACUUCAAGGCUAAUAAUCUUCCAAAAGCAAUUGCAGCAGCUCACACAUUUCUUCUGAAGCAUCCAGACGAUGAAAUGAUGCAAAGAAAUAUGGCCUACUAUAAGAGCAUACCUGAUGCUGAGGAGCAUAUUAAAGACUUGGAGACAAAACCUUAUGAGAAUCUUUUUGUCAGGGCUGUGAGAGCAUACAAUGGUGACAACUGGAGAACAUCUAUCUCAGACAUGGAACUGGCUCUUCCAGAUUUCUUCAAAGCCUAUGAUGACUGUACAGCAGCCUGUGAAGGUUCCCGAGAGAUCAAGGAUUUUAAAGACUUCUAUCUUUCCAUUGCAGAUCAUUAUAUUGAAGUUCUUGCAUGCAAAGUGCAGUGCGAGAGCAAUCUGACACCCAUUAUUGGAGGCUUUGUUGUUGAGAAAUUUGUGGCCACCAUGUACCAUUACUUACAGUUUGCUUAUUAUAAAUCUAAUGACAUGAAGAAUGCAGCUGCUUGUGCUGCUAGUUACCUUCUGUUUGACCAGAAAGAUGAAGUAAUGAAACAGAACAUGGUCUACUAUCAGUACCACAAAGACAAAUGGGGACUUAAAGAGGAGGAUUUUCAGCCCAGAUCGGAGGCUGUUCGAUAUCACAACAUAACCACACUCCAGUUGGAAAUGUAUGACUUUGCAAAGGAACAUCUGAUGGAUGAUGAUGAGGGUGAAGUUGUGGAAUUCCUUGAUGAGCUGCUAGAAGUAGAGGAAAAGAAGGAAUCCUGAUGAGUGAAAUCACUAUGAAGUACUUUAUGAAAGUGAAGAUUCACCAUUGCUCCUUACUAUUGUUUUUGGUCACCUGUAGUUCCAAUUAGAUAUACCUCAAAGCUGCUCCUUUAAGCUCCACCUUACAUCACAAGAUCCACUCCUGAAAGAUCACUUCCAUACUGCACUGACUCUUCUGUGAGCGUGGCUUUUCACUGUGCAUUUACAGAAUUGGUGCAUAUGGGUUUUCCCCCUGAGCUUUCUUCCCAUCACACAAACACAACAGAACUGACUGUAUUUUCCAGGAUAACACUAAGGUGCCUUAUUUCAGUGAUGUUCUACUGAGUUGUAACAGCACAGCUAAAUUCCAAAGAACUUGUGGCAGGUUAGGAACCAGGGAAGACAUAACAGUUCCUCUUGACUUUCUGAGCUAUGCAUUGUAUUAUUUAUAUAUGUCUUUUUCUAUGAUGAAGAGUAAAGGGAUACUGAAUCCCAGUGCACCUGAGAGACAUUGAGAUACAUUUACAUAGCCAAAAUAAGUUAACAAGGCACAACCAGUGAUCUUGUAUGAAUUGCUUGAAGAAUUCUGUAUGCGGUGUUGCUCUUAAGAACUAAAUUAAAUUCCAUGAUGUGAAACUGAGGUCACUUAGAACUGAAUAAUAAAGAAUUCCUUUUUCCUAUGAA
Molecule: messenger RNA, 2062 nt
Organism: Neopsephotus bourkii (Bourke's parrot)
Lineage: Eukaryota; Metazoa; Chordata; Aves; Psittaciformes; Psittacidae
Gene: CRTAP
Product: cartilage associated protein
Exons: 7
Coding region: 197-1399 (400 amino acids)
Biological process (GO): collagen fibril organization; peptidyl-proline hydroxylation to 3-hydroxy-L-proline
Cellular component (GO): endoplasmic reticulum
Molecular function (GO): protein binding; collagen binding
Source: RefSeq, a predicted model, not a curated record